This is a messenger RNA of Clupea harengus (Atlantic herring), 2393 nucleotides long. RefSeq names its product interferon regulatory factor 8 (gene irf8). Gene Ontology annotation, molecular function: DNA-binding transcription factor activity, RNA polymerase II-specific; protein binding; RNA polymerase II cis-regulatory region sequence-specific DNA binding. Gene Ontology annotation, biological process: immune system process; regulation of transcription by RNA polymerase II. Gene Ontology annotation, cellular component: nucleus. The record is from RefSeq and is a predicted model, not a curated record. Lineage: Eukaryota; Metazoa; Chordata; Actinopteri; Clupeiformes; Clupeidae.
CACUACCAGCCUGUUCCACUUGAAUGGGUAGGAUAAAGAAGAAACCUGUUUGGAAUGAAAUGACUCUGUUCUUAAGCUUCCAUAAGAAUAGUUAGCAACUUUUGCGUGAGGUUUUUUGUGUUUGACUUCAGCAGGAAUUCAUUCACAAGAUGACGUUAAGUCCCGGAGGUCGCAGACUUAAGCAGUGGCUUGUUGAGCAAAUCAACAGUAAUCAGUACUCUGGACUUCAAUGGGAGGAUGAGAAUCGGACUAUGUUCCGAAUCCCAUGGAAACAUGCUGGAAAACAGGACUAUAACCAAGAGGUUGACGCUUCCAUCUUCAAAGCGUGGGCUGUUUUCAAGGGAAAGUUUAAAGAGGGGGACAAGGCUGAACCUGCAACUUGGAAGACCAGGCUCCGGUGCGCCUUGAACAAAAGCCCAGACUUCGAAGAGGUGGCGGAGCGUUCUCAGCUGGACAUUUCCGAGCCUUACAAAGUAUACAGGAUUGUACCUGAAGAGGAGCAGAAGACAGGUAAAGGCACAGUACCAGCUAUGAACAUGAGUUGCUCCAGUGAUGUGAAUGACAUGGAAUACAGCCCAGCAGAGCUGGAGGAGCUCAUUAAAGAUGUCAACCAGUCUUCCUGUGAUGAAUACAUCGGCCUCAUCAAAAGAAGUCAUUCUCCCCUAGAGGAGACUUGCAGCAUGCAGCCAACUCAAGAGUGGUGGCACCAAGACUCUCACAACGUUGUUCCGGUACACCCAGAUCCCUCACCACUUGGUUCUGUCAACUAUGCCUUCUCCCAGCUGCUGAUCUCAUUCUAUUACGCUGGGAAACCCAUGGGCAGCACGGUAACCACCUACCCAGAGGGCUGUCGCAUCUCCCCCUGCCAGCCACCAGCCAGCAACCUGAUCUACGGCACGGACAGCCUCCAGAACAUCCGCUUCCCCCCGACCGAGCUCAUCGAGAACGAGCGGCAGCGGCAGGUCACGCGCAAACUCUUCAGGCACCUGGAGCGCGGCGUGCUGCUGAGGGCCAACCGCGAUGGCAUCUUCAUCAAGAGGCUGUGCCAGAGCCGUGUGUUCUGGAGCGGGCUGGGCGCCCACUACAGCCCCGGGCCCUGCAAACUGGAGAGGGAUGCCGUGGUCAAGAUCUUUGACACGGGAAGGUUCUUCCAAGCCCUUCAGCUAUACCAGGAGGGCCAGUACCCACUCCCUGACCCCUCAGUCACCCUGUGUUUUGGCGAGGAGUUUCAUGACAUAAGCACAGCCAAGAGCAAAUUAAUAAUUGUUCAGAUCACUGCAGUGAAUUGCCAGCAGCUACUGGAGACAAUGAAUGACAUUUGCAGCUACGGUGUUCCCCAACACCCUCCCUGUUUCCGAGACAACCUAGCUAUCACUGCCUAGGCCUAAACACUGAUAACCAGCUGUCAGUGUAAGAAGAGGAGCUGGCACAUUGUUUUAUGGAUUAUUGUGUGAUUUUCCAAGCAUUAAUGGUAAACCUUUUGUAUGGUCUCAGGUUUAUAGUCUAUUUUUGUAUUUUAUUUUUGGCGUUUUUUGCAAACACAUUCUUAAAGUUGAGGUAGAUAAGAAUGCUAUGUUAAUUAAUAUCUCUUAAUAGCAAGCAACGGAUCACAUUGUUUAUGAAUCAUUAAUACAGCAUGUAAUAUGUGCUUUGUCAGUGAUAUUUGUAAUGUGCCAGACCUUUGAAAUGUAUCAGCAUUUCUGAGCCUCUCCAUUCUCAUCUACACCAGCUUUAAGUAAAAUAGUAGUAUAUUUUUAGAUACCAGAGUAACUGUUAAAAUGUCAAAAUGCAUUUUGUUAAAAUGAAAUGGAUAGGUUUUACUAUCUCAUAUUUGUGAUGUCAGUUGUUUUACUGAAAUAAACAACUUUAUCUUUCUCACCUGUGACACUGUUGUUUGAACAAUGUAAAGAGAGUGCGUUCAAAUGCAAUCAAGUUGCUCCCAUAAAAUCUAAGUUCAAUGAAGCAUGUAGAGUCUUUCAUGUGGAACACAUGUUAUGACCACUGGAAAUACUUGUCUUCACAGAAAGACUUGAAUAUGAAUCUAGAAUAAACAUCCAGAUGUUUCAGUUUAGACAGGAGUAGACAGGACUAAUCUCAUAGUUAGGAUUUAAUAAUGCGUAUAUUAAAAUGUUGCGUUCUGCAGGGUUUACAUGUUCUUUGGAUUUUUGACAUAAUAGAAGCAUACAAAUACACUGUGUAUCUAAAGUCUUGUGAUAAACUCCACCUGAAUCAAGACAGAACCUAAUCAUAUUAUCAUAACUCAUCCGGUAUACCUCAAGUCAUUAUGCUAAAUGUAUUCAGAAAUGCAGUAUAAACCAGCCUGUCAGUACUUGAGAAGCACUAAAUAGUUCAAGGGGGAAAAGAAAAAAAAACAGGGACAGUUUGCACUCUAC